This is a messenger RNA of Bacillus rossius redtenbacheri, 5238 nucleotides long. It is a transcript of the gene Tango6, whose product is annotated as transport and Golgi organization protein 6 homolog. Lineage: Eukaryota; Metazoa; Arthropoda; Insecta; Phasmatodea; Bacillidae. The coding region runs from base 98 to 3397 and encodes 1099 amino acids. The record is from RefSeq and is a predicted model, not a curated record. The transcript is spliced from 10 exons. Gene Ontology annotation, biological process: protein secretion.
CUUUCUUGGAAGUAAAAUGGUGACGAAAUGUAAAACGGCUGAAAGUUGUUGUCACGUUGUAGCAUUGUAAACUAACUUCGGAUGGUGAUUUUUAGUUAUGUCGAAUAAUUUGGUUAAAGUUAACUCCGCUCAGAGUGACACCUCUAUUAAAAGCCUUUUUUCUGCUUUGAAUCUUCUAGUUAAACCAGCAGAACAAGGCAGUACAGGAGAGCUGAAUGACAUUUUGGAACUCAACGUGAGAUGUGCUCUUAAGGAGUUGAAGAUUGAGAACCUUUCAAAUUUGGCGACCCUCAAGUCCAUAAAAUGUCCGGUGUUGCUUAGCAGCAGUGUCCGGUGGCGAUUCGUGUGCGUGUCGCUGCACGUCCUCCUGCAGCUGAAGAGGUCGCUGGGCCAGCGGGCGAGGCUGGGCGCGGCGGAGGUGAAGCCGGAGCGGCCGCGGCAGCAGCCGCCCCCGGACGUGCUGAGCGUGGCCCAGCAGAAGCUGAUCCGCACCUGCCUGCAGUUCGUGGUGUCCAUCGGCCUGCUGCCGAGCCUGCUGCCCGGCGUGGGCAUCUCGCUGGCCGCUCGCUGCACCAGCGCGCACAACCUCAAGGAGGAGGAGCUCCUCGUCCUGGAGAAGUACGAGCGGCUGUCGAGCGUGACGCGUGGGCUGGUGGCCUGCUGCGAGCAGCCCACGCUGCACAGCCUGGUGCUGGCGCAGCACCUCGGCGACCUUAUGGCCGCACUCGCCCAGCUCAGCUUCGUGCCGCUCAAGCGGCCGGAGGAGGGGGCCGGUGACGAGGGCCGCUGGGAGCGCCUGCAGGGCGAGCGCAAGCAGUUCCAGAAGUGCUUCCUGUCGUUCGUGGCCCAGGUCUACCAGCCGUACAUCAUCCGCGAGCUGCUGCUGCUGCGCGGCUCCCCGGAGGUCAUCGGGAUAGCGCGAGUGCCGCCACCCUCGUGGCUGAAGCGCGUGUGCGUGCAGCAGCUGGUGUACUGCCUGACGCGGCCGGGCGGGGUGGGCGCGCUCGCCGCCGCCAUCCUCGACUCGGGCCCCGACUCGGCCAGCGACUGGAGCAAGCAGGACACGGUGGCGCGCCUCGUCACGCACGUGCACACGCUCAACGCCGAGCAGUACUUCAGCAACGUCUGCGCCCAGCUCAUUCAACUGCUGAACGCUGACGGGAAAGCCCAUGCAGAACGCUACAGUAGUGUCGCGGUCCUGUGCAUCAAGACUCUGUACGAGAAGAAGCCCCUGAUGUGCAUGCGCUACAUCCUGGACGUGAUGAUGCGACCGCUGCUGCUCAGCUGCGACGUCUCCGGCCACGGCCCGGUGUUCUACCGCGAAGUGGAGCUGCUCACCCAGAAGAUCGCCAAGCUGAACGACCCCCAGUUCAUCCCGAGCGUGGACGCCUUGACGGAGGACCCCUCGGGGAGGCUGGACGUCGCAGUCAUCGCCACGGAGGAGGAGGUGUCGCGCUGCGUCGCCAUGCUUCACCGGUGCUUCGUCGCCCCCCAGAGCGAGAUGUCCUCCCUGCCGGCCGACCUGCUCGCGCCCGUCGCCUCCCCGCUCUUCCGCCUGCACCAGAAGAUCUACUCGAGCGCGUCCAGCCUGAAGAGGCCCGUCCAGGAGCUGCUGCUCAAGUUCGUGUCCGGCAGCAGCCAGCUGUCGAUGAGAGACAUCUACGGGGCGUUCCUGUUCCGGGACCGGGCGGAGGGGAUGCUGGACGUCAGCGACAAGGUGGAGUUUGCGUUUGGGCCCUCGGGCGGGGUGCUGCUGCAGCUGCACACCGAGGACGUGGACACGCUGGUGAUGUUCGAGCAGGCGGGCGACUGCCUCCUGGAGCUCUUGAGCGUCGGGGACGCCGGCGGGGACCUGGCCAACAGCCUGUUCGUCUCCUUGCUGCUCGUCCUCACGCAGAAGCCGGACCUGCCGUUCGACGGCGGCGUCGCCUGCGACCCGCCCGACACGGACCGCUUCAUCUCCAGCAUCGUCGGCCACUCGGAUCGGAGCGUGGUGGCCAUCCGCCUGCUGGCCACGCUGGCGGAGAGCCCUGCCAUCCAGGAGCGGAUCGUCAAGGACCCCACGCACGUCAUCCACUUCAUCCGGCACAUGCUCGAGAAGGACGCCAGCUUCCUGCUGAAGGGCGAGGAAGAAGGUCCUGACUCCAGCGUGGACCUCGAGAGCCUGUUCGUGGUGCUGAUGGUCCUCAGCGUGAUGAUCAGUGACCCGGGCCCCACCGACGCCAAGUGGGAGCCCUUCAAGGAGCUGAUCAAGCCGCUCAAGAUAAUCCGACAGAACGUGACCAACCAGGACCUGAAGAAGUUUGCGGACAAGCUGUACGACACGCUGGUCACCCACGGGGUGGUCAAGGAGCCGGCGGUCAAGGGCUCCCAGAAGCCGAAGGGCCGCUCCAAAGAGCCGAAGAAGGCGAAGGGCAAAGGUGACAAGCCCAAGUCGGCGAGGUCGAACGUGGAGGGCGAGGGGGGGCAGCCGCCCGCCGUCUCGGAGCAAGACACCUUCCACGGUCGUGUGGAGGAGGAUGAGGACGAGGAGGAUGGCGGGGAGGGCAGCUCCGAAGGACCUGGGGCGCGCCUCGACUGGAAGAAGCAGAGCCGGUACGAGCAGGCACUGUUCGAAGUGUGCGACCCUCUGCUGCCGGUCAGGGGCCACGCGCUCCAAGAGCUGAUCAAGCUAGUCAAGGAAGGCGACAUAGAAGCCCUCUGCAACAAGAAGCAUAUCGUGUCCAUUUUACAGGAAAACAUCAGACAUGAAGACUCGUACAUAUACUUGACUGCUAUCAACGGCUUGGCGUACAUGGCCACGUACUUCCCGAACACGAUCCUGAAGACCCUGAUAGAGGAGUUCCGCGGCGUCCGAGGGAGGAAGCACGAGUCGGACGAAGAGCUCUCGGCCCUGAAGAUGAAACUGGGGGAAGUGCUGGUGCGCACCACCAAGCAGCUAGGUGAGAUUCUUCCCCACUACAAGGCCAUGCUGGUCGGAACGUUCCUGAACGGAACGAAGGACAACGAUCCUUUCAUCCGGUCGUCCAGCCUGUCCAACCUCGGUGAAGUCUGCAAAGUUCUGGGUUACAGAAUAGGACCUAUUAUAACAGAGAUUUUUGUGUGUGUGCGAAGCAUUGUGCAGUCUGACCAAUCCCCCGUCGUCCGCAGAGCAGCUGUCCUAGUCAUUACAUCGCUUCUGCAGGGCCUGGGUAAAGAUACUCUGACGUUCCUGGAGAACGCGCUCCUGGAGCUGUACAGGGUGCUGAAGGCGGUGCACCGCGCCGACCCGGAUGACACGGUCCGGCACCAUGCGCAGCUGGCGCUGGAGGAGCUGCAGAGGUCCACCCUCGACUUCCUGUUCCCCGAGCAGAAGCUCCAGAAGGAGUUGUUCAUCCUGAACGCCCCCCAGUCCUAAGUCGUCGGUAGUCGCGUCUCUUUUAGUUCCGUUUCACUCCAGAACGUUCAUUAUCGCUAUUAAUAUUUUUUAUAUGUAUGUAUUCAACACUUUCAGGACAGAGCUCGAGUGUUUGGUAGUGCUUUCCAGCCAAUGUGAGGCUAUAAUACCUUCCUGCCGUUCCGUCACGGCUACGUGCUCUGAGCGCACGAGUGACCAUUUUAAUGGCACGAAAAAAAAAAGAUGCAACCUUUUUGUUGCGAGCGGCAGCAGCGGGACUGCCGCAUCAGUUCAACACACACACCUGAGUAGGUAGCUUGUGCCUCGUAGUGCAGCGUUCCGCUAGGAACACAGGUUUCCUCACAUUGAAAAUAAUAAACCACUAUGUUUUCUGAAAAACAGACAUUCUGGGGUAGUUAAAAAUUUUAGAACAACUGCAUGUUGGUGAAAUGACCUCAAGUAUGCAGCUGAACGGUGAGCGUAAAUCCCAGGGGAAUGGGAAGAGGGGGCAGGGGUACUCAAGCCCCCCCCACUGAGAGAGUCCACUUGCUCUUCUUGCAAAAUCUUAACUAUGAAAUGGAAAUAAUAAAACGUAAAUUCGCAAGCCCCCAUGAGAAUCCAACAGAAUUUCGUCUCUGGAUGAACCUAUUGCAUUCCCUACAAUAAGUGCGUAAAGGAAUAAUAACCUUGCCAAAUCCAUUGUGAUGUUCGUGAGCGGGAGUAGUAGUGUCACUUUGAUUAGAAAGUGUUCAUAUUAGCUGGCACCCGUGCACUUUUUGGACAGCGAUUUUCCUUCAUUGUUUAUACGUUUGCUCCCAUUUUGUAAUGUUGCUGACUGUUCCAAGAUGUAUUUCGUAAUGUGGGACCGAAAUGAACAAAUUCCAUGUAGCGUACUUACAUGAUGAAAUGAGAAUACGGUAAGUUUACUGAAACAUUUUAGGAGUGGGAUAAAUGUUAGUCAGGCACAUUAAACACCAAACAGCUAGUCUUGAAAGUGUUAAUAGUCUCAAUUUUGAUUCAUUUGGAAGGUGAAAAGGAAUGUGUCGAACCAUAUCAUUGUUUACUAUGCCCUAUUUUAAGACUAUUUGAUUUUGUUUCGUUCAGGGGAGAAAUCAAGUCUUAAAAUAUUGCGUUUUUGAUAUAAAAUUGUUUUGUACAUAGGUAGUAGCAAUGUUUACAUCAGUUUGGUGUGAGCCCUGUGGAAAAGUAUAGCAUUUUGUGUACCAAUUUUUUUCUUUCUUCAAGCAGUUGCAUAUAGAUGGUCAUAAAGCUCGUACAAAAUGCAUUACCCAGAAUAAUUGUAUUUUGUUUAUUUAUGUUAUUUUUUAUUGGCUAUUACCAUAUUACUAAUAUAAUUAUGAUGGAUUUUGUAGCUUUUGAUGAUGACAUAGUGAUUGAAUCUUAGAAGAAACUAAUUGACUCCCAUUUCGUUCAUGCAUUUGCCCUACUAUUAAAAGAUUUUGUUGACAAAAGAGACUAUGUAAGCACUUGCCGUUUCAUUGAAAAUAUUGGUUGUAAUUUCCUUGUGCUUGAUUAAAAUGAUUACUGUUUCCUUAAAAUAUACCCACGGAAUUGGUCCAACGGAAAGUGAAGUGUCGAUGCAUGGUGUUGCUUAUGCGUAAUUAUUGUUAGUUUCUUUGUGCCUUUGUUUUGUUAUUGUUAUUUCAAAUUAUCAUUUAUGGCUUGGAUAGUUUUUUGAGACAUAUGUUCGGAACUACAGAAAAACCAGUUAGUGUAAACAUUAACAGAUGUUUUUGAUAAAAUUACAGUAUUUGUUACUGUAUUUUGGAUAAUACUUUGUACCACAUAUGAACAAAAAAAAUUGUAUCUUAAUGUGUGAAAUAUUAUAUUUUUUUCAAGUA